AUGAAUCCUAAACCUGACGUCCCACGGGCCCAAUCCCGGUUUACCGUUGUUAUUCCCAUGGCCGUUCAGGCUCUUAUCAUCACAAAAGAAGUUACUCAAACCGCUGCUCAGUUUGCCCCCCUCAUCGAACCCGACUAUGCAGCACUACUACAACCCCCUGGCCUUGGUGCGCCGGUCCACGACCUCAUGGACAGCCUCGACCUGUCCUACUGGCGUAUGCAGGCCAGAUACAGCACGCGGUUUGUUGAUCUUACCAGUGGAGAACCGCGGGCCGGCCGUACAGGAGUGUAUCUGAGCUGGUGUCUACCGCGUGUUUACCGCGGUGCCAUUACAGCGACCGACAGCGCGCUCGCAGGCGAGACAGACGUCCAAGGCGAGAGCAAGAGGCUAUGGGAGUCUCGCAAAGCCAGGGCAGGCUUCAAGUGCGAAACCAAGUCAACUGAGCCAUCAGGGACACGAGUUUCGGAAGAAAAUGGCGUGCAAUUCCGAUCGGCGCCCGACCGUUGGAUCGUCGUCCGCCAAGUGCGCAACAAACCUGAGCUGACAAAGUACACUCUGGUCGAGAGCAACUGCAUUCGCACAAUUGACGAUGCCGAGAUGCCCGACGACGUUGAGGCCGAGACGUGCCCAGCAAUGGAUCCAAAUGAACGUCUUGAUGCGCAAGGGAUUUUGCGCAUGGGACGCUCCAGCGAACUUACAAAAGAAAACUUGGAGGAUGCCCAAACGCGCAAAUACCGGGAGCCGUUCAACGCGUUUGAGAUGGGGCACGAGUUCUUUGCCGACUAUGCCCCGCACAACAUGGGAUCGCUGUCGUACUUUGAUGCCCUCGACGGUAUAGAAAACGGGUCACUCAACUACCUGGUGGUUGGAUAUCACUCUUCGGCUGGUGACUUCGACCCGCUGACGUUCAUGGACGCUGAGAAGCUUCUUCCAACUGAGAGUGACGAUUCCGGCGAGGAGGGUUCCAUGAGCAACAAAGAGCUUCUCGACGCGCUCCAUCUCACCAUGGAUGAGAAGUCGCCUGUCCGUGAGAAUUUCCUGCAGGCCAUGGCCAGUCCAGUCAAUCGCACUCUCACUCAGGGAAUCAUCCGCAACGUACGAUGGAACCGGGCUAGCACAGGUCGUUUGCGCUGGCCGGCUGCCUCACUUCAACAAGCCGUGUACGCAGAGACUCCUAUUUCCAUUGGGACUCACAUGAUGGACGCACUCGCUGCAUACAUCCACAUAGCACUGGACCCGAUGAAUGCCAGCUCAACGAAAACGCAAUCAGUCCUAGGACAGCUCAUUACCCGAAUUUUAGCCCAAGACAGCGACGCCGAUUCUCUUCGACGGGCAGCUGAAGACGCUGCCUCGCUCUCGUUUCUGACACGAUCUGAAGGUACAGAAUGGCGUCUUCCCAAGAACGAGACUGAAGAUGAGCCCAAGACAUUUGCCCUCGCAGAUUCAGGAAAGAUGAACAAACUCGCCCAAGAAGCGCACAUCGAAAUGCUGGCGCCGCUCAACGAAGGCCAGCUGAUGCUAGAUACAUGUGCUCGUGAGUCUGCGCAUCUCAUGCAGCGACUAUUUGGGUGCUGGUGCCGCGCAGCUUGCCUCAGAAGUCUUUCCGCAGAAAACCAAAUCUUUGUAAAGCAGAAGAUUCAAGCGGAAGCCGAGGAGAUUCAAACUCAGCUACAGGAGCUGAGCAAUGUUAUGGCAUCUACCAAGAAAACCGUUGAUAAGCUCAAGACAGAGGUUGAGACGCUUAUUGGUGGCGGAAAGAAGCUCGAGGCGAUACCGACAGAUCCCUAUGGCCGACACCAAGAUCCCACCGUUUUGGUGGCGGGUGCCAAGUCUGGAUGGCCUCGCGACUUUAACGAAGUACUACCGGUGCGGCUUGCUUCCGAUAUCUCGCCAAAGCCUUCCGAAACUACGGCUGCUGAAACGUGGCUGAACGAUAUACUUCCAGAUAUUUCACAGCCAGUCAAUGCGCUUCUGCGAGAGUUAGAAUGGCCUUCAGUCACCGGCAACCCAAACCCGUAUGCCGCUAUGGAGGACAUGGCCAAUACCCAGGGCUGGUUUCCGCUCUUCCUAGAGUGGGAGCUCGAGUAUUACCACGUGCCCUUUGCGAAGUGGAAUUUUGAAUCUGACGAGGAGACCGGUCGCUGGCGAUAUGUUGUUCCGCCUGGAGCUGACGGGAAGCCAUCGUUACCACGGGACAAGGACGUUGGCCAAGACAUGCGUCCUAUCAGGGGUCGUACCGCGUUCCUCCCAGAGCCGGGGAAGACGUUGCGUGCGCGUCUCGAGCAACUGUUUGCCAAGUCACCAGCCAAGAGCGAAAGGGAUGAGCAAACGCGAGAGAAACUGCUGAAAAAGGUUGCGGGAUUUGAAUUCUUUUCUGCGCCCCUUGCCGGCCUCUCUAAUCAUCUCGUGACGUUGUGCCAAGGACACCAUCCAAGACCAGCAGCCGAUGAAGCCAUACGUACUAUACUCGGUAUAGAAGUAGAAACUAUGGAACUCCUAAUGGGAACUUCGUCACCCGUGCAAGAGUUGGCGCCAUACGGAUACACCACGCCGCUACCGCUAUCACAUACUUCCACUUUCAGCCCGUUCAAGCCUGUUACUCACGGGCAGGCACGCUUCACGAAGUUUGCCAUAGUCGACAAGUUUGGCCAGGUCGUGUCAGGUCUCCGCCUCGGUCCCACUGGAGAUGGAGCCAUGUAUCCGAGCAUCUCGCCCAGUCUGGCUUGUGGUGUCAUUCCAGCACGCAAGGGAGAGCCCGAGGACCAGUACUGGCCAAACACCGUUGUUCAGGCCGAGGACGAUGAGGAUGGUCACAGUCUGUGCCAGUUCUUCCAGAUUCCGCCGCGAAUCAACCAACGAGCACGCCUUAAUGCUCACUUUCUAAUGCCACUGUCCGAUGCAGACGUGAUCAAAACUAGUGCCUCCCAGCCCAUCACGAGAAGGGUUGUUGGAGAAUGGGACCCUCCGAUCUGGGCGUGGCUGUUGCCCAACUUCCAGAACCACGGUAUUCAAGUGUACAAUGCCCGCGGAGACUUUGUUAUCGAGAUCAUCCUCGUUCAUUCAGACUCGACUGUAAUUGUAUCCGAUGGACCCAAGGACGCAAUGGCUCUUCCGCCGGCCACUGGUAGACUGCCGUCGCUGCUCAAAGCAAUGCGGCAGUACGACUUCUCAUCGUCACUAUUCGAUAUGCUUGCCGGAGCAAGCGACAGCAUGCUUUCAUCAGGUGCCGACUUUGAUACUGCUUUGCCGGCUGCACUUGGACGUCCUUUUUGCGUCGCCGACGUGGGUGUGUCAAUCGAGCUGAGUACACCGCCACUCAGCAAUACCUCGUUGCUUUCCCCCGAGUGCAGGGAACUUGGGCUCCUCGACUAUGAGUUUUCAGUUGCACUGGGAAAUCACACUGCGGCGUUUGACGGUCUCGUCGGUACUUUUCCUGCGUACGGUGAGAUUGACAAGGUAGCCACAGCGUUUGACCGUGACGCUGUGCAACUAAACAUCGACAGCUCUGGUACCACGACAAGAUUCAGACCUGCCAGCGAGCACCCACAGCCACUACGAGUCAAGCCGUAUUUCCUCCCUGGCACACGUAGCGACAUUGCCACCGGGCAUCGAGAGCAUUUAACUCCAAUCAGCGUCAUCAUGGACCCCAAGGCGCCAAUCCACGCCUACUCUGGCUCGUUGUUCCCGGUGAAAGAGCUGUCGCUACCGCGCUGGCCAAUGGAUGACGCAUUGCGAAGCAUGCGAGCUUUCUUCGCUGCAGGCCCCAUUCUUGUUACAGCAAUGCCUCCGCCAGGAGAUUCCCAUGCUAUGUCUAUAGACCCUGAUGGCAAGAAUCUUGAGCCCGGGAUCCAGAUGCCGCUCGGUGGAGGAGAAGGGAUCAGUACCUGGCGAUGGCUGCAGCCACGGCUGGAAGACGGGUGUGUUGCAGACGGUAAUCAGGUAAAAGAAGCGAAAAUGAAGUGGAGGGAUGUCGCUAUAAGACCUUUGGAUAAAGAGCUCAAGGUUGAUGCGUCUGUUGAGAGCGAGUUGGUGGAAGGCUACUACGAAUUAGUUGUCCAAUUCACAAUACUCUCAAACGACUAUCAUUCCUUCAACCCAUCUAUAUCAACCGAUGAAUGUUUAUUGCUGGGCCAAUACUUCCAAGAUCCAGGCGUCCGUCUUAUCGACUCUCCUUUCGGCCAUGGCCGAAAUGGGAAUGCCCCCUGUCCAUUCGAGGCCCGCACAUCCAUCGCCGCCAUGGCCUACUCAGUCAAGUCUUACUUUAUCAACGUUGGAACGGGCGAUUCCAGUGUGCAUCUCUUGCUCGAUGGCGCCGGGGGGGUAGAAUCAGCUGUACUGAUUGAUGGCGGCAAGUCCGCAGCCCAACAAGUUGUCCAAGGAGCUAUCCACCAUAUCCGCCAGAUGAGCUACCCAAACUUCCUCUUCACUACCAUCGUGGUGUCCCACUGGGACGACGAUCACUACGCCGGUCUUUUAGCCUUAUUGUACAACGAUUGGAUAUUCAACAACGGCGCCUCCUCCUACAUUGCCCCAGGCGCGACCUUCUACUGCCCAUUGCGAGCCGCCGAUCGUGAAAUGGCGGAUGAAAAGUACCGCGUACACUCCAACAUCGACGGCCCCGAUGACAGUCUGGAGUUCCUUUCCCCCACCCAACAAUGGAUAAAAGUUUGCAAAGCCAUGACUGGUACAUUCUGUCUUGGCCACGAUCUCUUCGCUCGAAAGCAUAUAGAAAUAGGCGAUAAUGACAGAAACACCACCCAGCGAACAUGGCCCUGUACGCUGCUGAAUGUCUACACCCAGACCGUUCACACUCCGCACAUACGUAUCUCACUCUUUACUGGCGGAGACGCCCCUCAGGCCCAGGAACAGAUCAUGUUGGAUUGGAUAGAAGGCCCGAACCCGGAUCAGAAGAACAAUGUGACCAUAAGCGCGGUCAAGGCCAGUCAUCAUGGAUCGCAUCACUCGACUCCGGAGGGGAUCUUCUUACAUAGGCUCCAGCUGUAUAUCAUCUCGGCCGGCCGUCACUACGGACACCCAAGUCUUGCCGUCGUGUACUGCUUCCUCGCCAUAGCUGAGUUGUUGAACCUGCGGACAGGCACCGACAUCCCGAGACCAACCAUGGCUUGUCUCAACGAACCCUAUUGGCUUGUCAACGAGCCAGACAAACUCAGAAACAUUGACUUCAACCCAUUCACAGUCAUGAGCUGGGGUACUACGGCGAGGGCGAUCCAGGAACGGCUUGAAAGCAUCGGAUGGGCCAAAGCAGAUGGUGGCUUCCUCGAAUCCUACCUCUUAGCUUAUUACGGGACGGCAAUGAAACUUGCCAAGACGUAUUUGAGUAUCCGCUAUCCGCACGCACAAAUUAAAUCAUGGGAAGAUAAAUACUAUACCCAUCCCAUGACCCUCUCACCUCGACUUCGUUGGAGCAAGCAAGAGUUGAACCCGAGGGAACUGGAAGAGUUGAGAGACGAGGUUUUCUACGUCCUCAUUGAAAGGAUACAACAGCAGAUGCAAGUGUACUGGCCGAAUUUCUGCAAACCCGACUUGGGCAACCACCCAAAAGUGCAGUACAUCGAAAUGACCGCGACCGCAGAUGAAGAAGUCAUCGACCACAGAGUCGAGGUGCAUUACACUCCUGUUGCCGUGAACAUUGUUCAAGAUGCUGGCAUCUGGGCUGAAGUCGACGCGGAGUCUGUUGGAGACCAGGAAAUUGCCUGGGAGAGCAUCGCAACGACAUCGACUGAAGAAGAGGAAAUGAGGGCAGAGUUGGUGACGCGAGCUACGAACCCCCUAUUCAAUCCGCGAAGCUCAAGAGAAACCAGCCAACCUGCAGGAGCGAGGCCGUACCACCGCGAUCCAUUUUCACCUCGUCCUCCUGUCGGUUCUUCUAUCGAGGGGCGAAUCACCUCCACUCUGGUUCGUGGCCUGUUGGACUCAAGGCCCGAACUGACCUAUGAGUUUAACGAAACACUGUCUGCAACCGAAUCUCGAUGCAGCGAAUGGUUCGGCCAUUGUCUCCAAGGUGCUGUGUCACUAAAUCUUGUCGGAGCUAUGGGUAACGAGCGAGACAUCUCACUAAGUCGGGCUGAAAUUCGUCUUGUGAUACCUGACAAAGGUGUUCCCGAUGCACAGCAACAGCCGUCCCUGGGUGGAGGAAACGAUACGCAACAUCCGAUUAUGCUCUUCUCAACAGACAGAGGCACCCGGGAACUCCAAUUUGAUCUUCAUAAGGAGGUUGGGCAACAACAGACUGCCUUGGGCUACGAUGCAAACGUACAGGGCAUUCUGUUUGCACUGGACGUGAAAUUAUCAACCAGCACCCUCAAUCUUGAGCAAUUUUCCAGACUCGUCGGCUUUUCCCAUCCACCACAUGGGGUCAUGGCGAGCUUGCUCAGUCUCAUCGCUUUGAAACCCCUUGAGCACAGUCGCUCUGGGCUUUGGUUCAUUCCCCACUUCAACUAUCGCACAGUCAUCCGUCUAGCGAUGGGGGUAUCAGAAGGCAUGGAUCUGCUCAAAGGCAAAUUGGAAAAAUCGCUCGGCUCUCUGCGCAUCACAGACGCGGUGUUUAUCGGAACUCAGGUUACAGAAACUUUGGGUCCCAAGCACAGCAAGUCAUUGAAGAAAUUGAGUCUCCAGGCAAUGGUCAACUGGACCGAUAAAGACAAAGGCCCGCCUCAAUUUAAAGGAGUGGUAGCAAUAAAUUUCACAAACCAAGGUUUGGAAGUUGUCAUCAAGUACUCCAACAGUUCGAACUUGCUGUCCAGCUUGUUGACUUGGGCCAAGAGUGUCAUGCCGGACGUUCCAGGGAGCUUCGAGGUUCGAGGUGAGCAAUUGAACGCCUCGGAUAUAGAAGAGCAGCUGCGGCAUGUCAAUGGCGAGACGGAGAUUUCUGUCCACCGCGUGGCUAUUUGUUUAGACCACAACAUGAAGCCCUGCUCCUUUGAGAUUGCUCUUGAGAUCAGCAGGCCAGUCACCGUUCGAGGCCAGAGCAAACAAGUGCCGUUUCUAGCUACCUUGCAUUGGGGAAAUAGCGUAUUCUCACUGUCAGCCGAAUUAUGGCGUCCUGGAUACUAUGGAAGCCUCCACAAGGAUUUGCACCCAUUCCAUGAAGACACUCUUAUCACGGCGCCUAGCACAGGCAGGGAAGUCUACGAAAUCCCACUUGCGGAUCUGCUUCAUCUGUCAGAUAUGCCCUCAUUCCUGCCAGAUACAAUCUCGGACGCCCGGUUCACCAUUGGGAGGCGCUCGGAGCACACGUUUGCCGCAUUGUCCGCCACUAUCGAGUGCAAAUCAAGCUCUGAGACCAUGUCUAAUGAAGCGUACCCUCCUCUACUACGUUUGCAAACAGCUUCAUUGUCGGUUGCACUCGACUUCAUACCAGGCAAAACAGCGGCCGACAUUGCGCUUUAUGCGUCAGUUGUACUCACCCCUCCACCCGUCUUAGACGACAACAACCUGUCGGGAUCAGUGCAUGACCACAUAAAAAUCAACUUCAAAGUCGUCUACAAGCGGUACGACGACCAAAAGUCUCUCUGGGCAGCCUCCGCAAGCGUAGAGGACCUCAAGGUGGCACACCUGUGUGACCUGUUUGCCAGGGACGGCUCCGGUGAUGCGAUUUUAGAUCUCAUGGCCGGAAUCCACAUCGUCAGGGCAGACAUUUCGUAUCAGUAUCACUCAAAUGGAACCACUUCACUUGCCAUAAAAGGGAAGCUUCGCUUUGGUCUAGAAUCAGAAAGCGGUGUGGAACUUGAGCUUGGCUACUCGCACAAUGGUGAUAAGUGGUCCUUCACGGCCAAGUUGCGUCCUGCUACGACAGAUGGCGCAUUCCGCGUCGUGGAAUUCUUGCAAGACCUUGUGGAAGACGAGUCUGAAUUGCCGGAACUAGUGCGAAACCUGAAAGUGCCUCGCAACAAGCUCAGCGCUUUGCUCACUUGCACCCAGGUGACGGACGAAAACAGUAACAAGUUUGUGGUGUUUUCAUUAAACAUCAUGGUAGGUGAUCUUAACAUCACCUUUGUCCAGCUUCGUUCAGUCACCGCCGCCAAGGCCAGGUCAUUGGCUAGGGAAAACGGAAACUUCACGGAUGCCGCUGGAGACGUUGGCCCGGCUCGACUUCUGCGUGUGUCACUCACCAAGUUCCCAGACCUCCCACACAUGCCGGUCAUUGGUGCCGUCGAGCAGCCGUUUGACCAGCUGGGCAUUGUUUGGACAAAUCGGAAUGUGACUGCAGCCGAAAUUGCAAUUAUCAACAAAUCCGUUCUUGAGGAGUUGCCUCUGCUGAGUCGCACGAAUAAGACGGGCUUGGAGCCUCUCCUUGAAGGUUUUCACUUCCAAGUUUCCAUGUUUGAGGCCGGCAAGCCUAAACUCGUGUUGGAUCAUGUUGCAAAGAAGAAGAAGAAGGAGAAGAAGAAGUUGAUGGGCGAUGCUACUUCAACUGCGCAGGAAGGUGAUGGUGGUGAGCCCAUCUCUGAGUCUGGAAAAUCCGGAAAGACAGUCGCACCUAUGGCAAAAACAGCCGGACCUCUUUCCAUCACCAAUAUUGGACUCUCCGUGUCUGGUUCUUCAUACAGCACCAUAAGCAUUUCUCUCGAUGCCACGAUUCAACUCGGCCCCGUGGGCUUCGCGCUGAUGGGUUUCGCAUUCACCGUCGAUCUUGCCAGCGUCACCAGUCUAGAGGGCCUUAGUAAACUGCCAUUUCGUGUUGACGUUAAGGGCAUGGCUGUUGCAUUCGAGAAGCCCCCUACCCGAAUGGCGGGUCUAAUUCUAAAGUUUGACAACUUGGACGAAGCCGGCUUCAUGGGAGCAAUCGCCAUCUCCUUCAAGACUUGGUCAGCCAUCGCAAGCGGCAUGUAUUCGGAAGGAAAACCGCCUAACCAGAACAAGUCCAUGUUCGUGAUAGGCGCAGUCCGAGGACCCAUCUUCACCCUCGGCAGCGUCGAAGUGAACGGCCUCACAGGCGGGUUCGGAUACAACUCCAGACUGACUUUGCCUGCCGUCUCGCAGGUUGCUGAGUUUCCAUUUAUUGCAAUGAACAAUAGCAUAGCGCCUCCAGAGUCUCUGGCAAAUACCCUUUCCACGUUGAAGGGCAGCAACAGUGACAGUCGAGCUUGGAUCACGAUGACUCGCGACGACAUGUGGAUGGUGGCUGGCGUCGGUCUUAGAGCUUUCCAGAUGAUUGACGCGCAGGUUCUCAUUGCUCUGACUCUCUCAGAGCAGCCCAAGUUUGCCGUCCUAGCCCAGGCCACUGCUAUAUUCCCUAAGUCAGCCCCCUCACAAGAUGCCCUUAAUAAGGCUUUUCUGUUUCUCGAUAUUGUGCUCUACGCAGAAGUUGAUCCGCUUCAUGGGACUAUCUUUGCGAGUGGCGAGCUUACUCCUCGGUCUUUUAUUCUCAAUCCCUCAUGCCGCCUAACCGGGGGCUUCGCCUUUCAGCUAUUCCUUCCGGGCUCCCCACACGAAGGGGACUAUGCUUUUACUGUCGGCGGCUAUAACCCACAGUACUCUCCGCCAUCGCACUAUCCUAUGCCUCCUCCGCGUGUUGCGAUUAGCUGGCAAUACGACUCGCAAACUCGCAUCUUGGGCGCAGCCUAUUUUGCCGUAACACCGCAGAUCGCUAUGGGCGGUGGGCGUCUUGACUUGUCUGUCAACCGGGGCUGGAUCCGUGUCAUCUUCAGCGCCUGGGCAGACUUUUUUAUGCACUUCCACCCCUAUAGUUUUAACAUUGAUGUUGGUGUAACAUUUUCGGCCGAGCUCAACUUGAAGGUUGCAUUCUGGAAUGUUCACCUUGGUCCAUAUGAAUUUUCUGCUCGGCUUGGGCUUUACGGACCGCCUUUAGCAGGUUAUGCUCAUCUGCAUUUCUGGCGGUGGGACACCGUUGUCGUCUUUGGUCCAGCCGCCUCACCACCACAACCGCUAUCCUGGGAGUCAUUUGUGCGCAUGGUGAAGAACCUGCCAGCUGAAUCGCAAGACAGAUCAGAGGACAGGACACCCAAUCACAUUAUCACCAUCACGAAGGGUGCAGUUCCUGCGGAAAAGAAUCAUCAACCAGCAAAUCAAAGUAAUGAUUCGGUUUCAAUCGAUAUUCGCGGUACCCACCUUGAGUUUGAAGUUCAGGUGCGUGUGCCGGUUUUGAAAGCAACAUUCAUUGGUGAAACCUCACCAAAGGAAUACCAAUCACCACUGUUUGCGCGCCCUAUGCAACAUGAGAAGCCCAUUUCGGAGUCACAUCUCACGGUUGAGCUGAAAGGCCCCAAAGGCUCAGUUCCUCUGCAGAGCCAGCAGGCCAGUGUCAAAAAUGUGGCCCCAGCUCUGUGGGGACGAUAUGAUAGAGCCCCGGCAUCAGCUACCAAUGCUACUGAGCCAAUGUUGCAGCAUGUGAUGGGCUUCAAUGUCAUUGUAUCGCCGAAACUACGAUCUUCAGACAAUCUCCCUGUAAUCGAUAUGGUCAAAUUCAACUCAGUUGACAUUGGCAAGGAGGGUAACAUGAAAAUUCCAGUUGUUGCUACGGCUGGAGGUAGUGACAAGAUAAUUAAAGGUGAGGGCUCAGACGCAGGAUACCGAGGGCACGCGCAUUUUCUAGAUGUGUCAGCCUUGGGGGCGAAGAAUGGUUCACAAAGAAGCAAAACACGGAGUGUCAUGAAGGUUUGGCAGGCUUAUCGAUUGCGAUCUGAAAAACAAGGAGUUAGUAGGAGACUAGGAGUAGUGGAUGAUUUCCAUAUAGAUUAG
Molecule: messenger RNA, 10722 nt
Organism: Ilyonectria robusta
Lineage: Eukaryota; Fungi; Ascomycota; Sordariomycetes; Hypocreales; Nectriaceae
Exons: 6
Coding region: 1-10722 (3573 amino acids)
Source: RefSeq, a predicted model, not a curated record